Candida tropicalis MYA-3404 is the source of this 1791-nucleotide messenger RNA. RefSeq names its product sphinganine-1-phosphate aldolase. Gene Ontology annotation, molecular function: pyridoxal phosphate binding; sphinganine-1-phosphate aldolase activity. Gene Ontology annotation, biological process: carboxylic acid metabolic process; sphingolipid catabolic process. Gene Ontology annotation, cellular component: endoplasmic reticulum. NCBI's taxonomy places the organism in Eukaryota, Fungi, Ascomycota, Pichiomycetes, Serinales, Debaryomycetaceae. Bases 1 to 1791 code for a protein of 596 amino acids. The record is from RefSeq and is a predicted model, not a curated record. The transcript has a single exon.
AUGGUUGAUUUGACAUCGUUUGAAAUCCCUCGAAAUUUAGAGGAAUUUCAAUUAUUUGUUCUACAAGUUUAUUUUAAUCUCAAGUUAUGGUUCUUCUCCACAUACUACCCCGACACAUACACUAGCACUGCAAGUUUUGAAACCAUAGCAUGGGGACUGGUUAGAUUACUUAGAGAUGUUUUUGUUGUUUCUUUUGUUUACUCCCAAUUAGUUAAACUUUAUAGAUAUAUUAGAGGUUAUGGAAUUUUUGAAUGUCUUAGACAAGUCUAUAAUAAUGUCAGUUCGUCAAUAUCAUCCAAAGUCAUGUCAUUGCCACCAAUCAAAGCUAAAAUUGACAAAGAAUUACAAUCAACAAUUUUAAAAAUGGAACAAGAAAUCAUGAAGAAUGAUGAUGAAUUGUUGCAAUUUCCAAAUAUACCAGAGGAUGGAAUUGCCAAGGAUGAAAUAUCACAAGAGUUGGACAAAUUGAAAACUUUAAAACAUUCCGAUUGGAUGAAUGGUCGAGUCAGUGGUGCCGUUUAUCAUGGAGGUGACGAAUUGUUAAAGUUACAAGUAGACGCAUAUGAUAAAUACUCUGUAGCAAAUCAAUUACAUCCAGAUGUGUUUCCAGGUGUUCGUAAAAUGGAAGCCGAAGUGGUGCAUAUGGUUUUGGAUAUUUUCAAUGCACCUUCUACAGGUUGUGGUGCCACAACUUCAGGUGGUACUGAAUCCUUGUUGUUAACUGGGUUAGCUGCUAGAGAGUAUGGAAGAAAAUACCGAGGUAUCACUCAACCUGAAGUGAUUGCCCCCGUUACUAUUCAUGCAGGUAUCGAAAAGGCAUGUUUUUAUUUUGGUAUGAAACUACAUAGAGUCGAUUUGGAUCCAGUUACCUAUCAGGUUGACGUGAAGAAAGUUGAAAGAUUAAUCAAUAGUAACACUGUAUUGUUGUGCGGCUCGGCACCAAACUACCCUCAUGGUAUCAUUGAUGAUUUCCAAGCAUUGUCUGAUUUGGCUGUUAAGUAUAACAUUCCGUUACAUGUAGAUGCAUGUUUGGGGUCUUUUAUUGUUUCGUUUUUAGAAAGAUCAAAAGUUCACAAGGAUAAGAAACUACCAUUGUUUGAUUUUAGAUUACCAGGGGUUACAUCAAUUUCAUGUGAUACUCACAAGUACGGUUUUGCACCAAAGGGCUCUUCAAUAAUUAUGUACCGAGAUCCUAAAUUACGUGAAUGUCAAUACUAUAUUUCAAGUGAUUGGACUGGUGGAAUGUAUGGUUCUCCAACAUUAGCAGGAUCUAGACCUGGUGCAUUAGUUGUGGGAUGUUGGGCUACAUUGAUUAAUAUUGGUAAGGAUGGAUACACUAAAUUCUGUUAUGAUAUUGUGCUGGCAGCGAUGAAACUUAAAAGUGCAAUUAAAGAGAAUCCAUCAUUAGCUAAAUAUUUAGAAAUCAUUGGUGAUCCAAUUGGAUCAGUUGUUGCUUUUAAAGUCCGUUUAGAUCAAGAAGAUCACUUGAGUAUUUAUGAAAUCAGUGAUUUAUUAAGUAAAAAAGGCUGGCAUUUUUCUACAUUACAAAAUCCUUCAGCAUUACAUUUUGCCAUUACCAGAUUAACUGUGCCAGUGAUUGACCAAUUGAUUGAAGAUUUGGCUGGAUGCACUGAAGAAGCUGUAAGAAUUGCUGAAGAGCAGAGGAAUGGCAAUAUCAAAAAGAAACAAAGUGACACUGCUGCUUUGUAUGGUAUUGCUGGUAGUGUUCAUACUGCUGGGCUAGCUGAUAGAUUAAUAGCAGCAUUCUUAGAUACUUUGUAUAAAAUUUAG